Scatophagus argus is the source of this 1732-nucleotide messenger RNA. It is a transcript of the gene gmds, whose product is annotated as GDP-mannose 4,6-dehydratase. The record is from RefSeq and is a predicted model, not a curated record. NCBI's taxonomy places the organism in Eukaryota, Metazoa, Chordata, Actinopteri, Scatophagidae. Gene Ontology annotation, molecular function: GDP-mannose 4,6-dehydratase activity. Gene Ontology annotation, biological process: GDP-mannose metabolic process. Bases 165 to 1280 code for a protein of 371 amino acids. The transcript has 11 exons.
UGGCUGAUCUCGCCGCCGCUUCCUGCUACGUACGGGACUGGGUCUCGUUUGGUUUACGGAUGCUGAGGAGACUCGUUGAUACUCACGCCGUAAACACACGGACGAGUUUUGUCGGUUUUGUCGGUCGCUUUGGCAGCAGCCCGUAAACAUCCAGCCCAGCAGAGAUGGCCCAGUGCUCCGAGACUGCUAACGUUAGCUCCGCGGUGAACGGAGCGCCGAAGAAGGAGAGGAAGGUGGCUAUUAUCACCGGCAUCACCGGACAGGACGGUUCCUACCUGGCUGAGUUCCUGCUCGCUAAAGGCUACGAGGUUCAUGGUAUUCUGCGUCGUUCCAGCUCCUUCAACACAGGUCGCAUUGAGCAUCUGUACCAGAACCCACAGACACACACUGAAGGCAACAUGAAGCUGCACUAUGGCGACCUGACAGACAGCACGUGCCUGGUGAAGAUCAUCAACCAGGUGAAGCCGACUGAGAUCUACAACCUGGGAGCUCAGAGUCACGUCAAGAUCUCCUUCGAGCUGGCCGAGUACACGGCUAACGUGGACGGUGUUGGCACGCUCCGUCUGCUGGACGCCAUAAAGACGUGCGGUCUGACCAACAGCGUCAAAUUCUACCAGGCAUCCACCAGUGAGCUGUACGGCAAAGUUCAGGAGAUCCCUCAGAAGGAAACCACGCCCUUCUACCCUCGCUCACCUUACGGUGCAGCGAAGCUCUACGCCUACUGGAUCGUGGUGAACUUUCGAGAGGCCUACAACAUGUACGCUGUCAACGGGAUCCUCUUUAACCACGAGAGCCCGAGGAGAGGUUCAAACUUUGUGACGCGUAAGAUCAGCCGCUCUGUGGCAAAGAUUCACCUCGGCCAACUGGAGAGCUUCAGCCUGGGCAACCUGGACUCCAUGAGGGACUGGGGCCACGCCAAAGACUACGUGGAGGCCAUGUGGCUGAUGCUGCAACAGGAGGAGCCAGAGGAUUUCGUCAUAGCGACGGGGGAGGUGCACAGUGUGAGGGAGUUUGUGGAGAAGGCCUUCAAACAUGUGGGGAAGACCAUUGUGUGGGAAGGAAAGGAUGAGAACGAGGUUGGCCGCUGCCAGGAGACGUCAGUGGUGCACGUGAGGGUGGACCCAAAAUACUUCCGUCCCACCGAAGUGGACUUCCUGCAGGGCGACAGCACCAAAGCGUAUCAGAAUUUGGGUUGGAAGCCAAAGGUGACGUUCGAGGAGCUGGUGAAGGAGAUGGUGGACGCGGACGUCGAGCUGAUGAAGCAGAACCCAAACGCCUGAGGACGGAAACGUCCCUCCUCUGAGACCGUGCUGUACUUUCACCUUCACCACUUUCCCAGAUGAAGUGUGUCCUGUCCUCUGUGUUCAGGACGUGUGACGGGACCAUUUACUGCCUUCAUGUCUUCUGUGUCUUUUUAGAUUUGGGUUUGUUGUCUCUGGACAGAGAGGCCUUUUAUGUCCCAGCACUGAUCGCGUCAUGAUUAAUGUGGAUGGCAACUUUUACUGCUUUAUAUUUAUGUGUGCUUGUUUCGUUUUUUGAUUUUGGACGUUUCUGUCUUUCUUUCUUUCUUUCUUUCUUUCGGGGGAUAAAACAGCAGAGUAUAGAAAUAAAUAAAAGUGUGAACGUUUUUAUCUUUUACUGGAAAACACGAAUCAGCAGCUUUGUCAGGUCUGACAGAGAAAUGAACAACCGAACCAUUUGGUGCAAUAAAAUCUGAUCUUUUUCCAUCUGA